ACACAUUUUUUUUUUAAUUAAUUAAUAUUAUUAUUAUUAUUUUAGGGAGAAAUGUACGAGUAGUUUCUUUGCUCAUAACUAGCUAUUAAUUUUAGAUGGUAGGUACCAGUUAUUUUAGAUGGUAUAUAUGACUGGGGUGUAACGACAAUUGAAUCGAUCAAUUAUUAAUAUAAUUAUUAGAGUAAUUGUUAUGAUAUGAAGAAAUUAAACUGGUUUAAGCAAAUUUCAAAUAAUGGAAAGUUAGAGAGGAGGUUAUCAUUAGGGGAGUACAAAAGAGCGGUUUCAUGGUCUAAAUAUUUAGUAUCGUCUGGUGGAGAAAUUAAAGCAAAUGGUGGUAAUGAGCAAGAGGAAUUGGAAUGGAGUGCUGACAUGUCACAACUAUUUAUCGGGAAUAAAUUCGCAACGGGAAGACAUAGCAGGGUUUACAGAGGGGUUUAUAAACAACAAGAUGUUGCCAUAAAGCUUGUUAGUCAGCCUGAGGAAGAUGGUGAGUUGGCUUCAAUGUUGGAAAAACAGUUUACUUCUGAAGUUGUCUUGCUUUUUCGCCUUCAACAUCCCAAUAUCAUCACUUUAGUUGCUGCUUGUAAGAAGCCACCUGUUUUUUGCAUAAUCACCGAGUACUUAGCUGGUGGUUCACUGAGGGCAUAUCUUCACCAACAGGAGCCAUAUUCAGUACCUCCCAAUCUGGUUCUAAAGCUGGCUCUUGACAUUGCUUGGGGAAUGCAAUAUCUUCAUUCUCAGGGUAUACUUCACAGGGAUCUUAAAUCUGAAAAUCUCCUGCUCGAUGAAGAUAUGAGUGUAAAAGUAGCCGAUUUUGGCAUCUCGUGUUUAGAAUCUCAAUGUGGCAGUGCAAAGGGAUUUACUGGUACUUAUCGUUGGAUGGCACCAGAAAUGAUUAGAGAGAAGAAACAUACAAAGAAAAUUGAUGUUUACAGUUUUGCAAUUGUUUUGUGGGAGCUUUUAACUGCAUUAACACCAUUUGAUGACAUGACUCCAGAACAGGCUGCAUUUGCUGUUUGUCAAAAGAAUGCUAGACCUCCAUUACCCGAUUCAUGUCCAAGUGCAUUUCGCCAGCUCAUUAGGCGAUGCUGGUCUAGCAAACCAGACAAACGUCCUGGAUUCGAUGAAAUAGUGAGGAUUCUGGAGAGAUAUUCAGCAUGUGUGGAGGAAGAUCCCUAUUUCUUGACAAAGUUUGAACCUGGUAAUGGUGUUUUAUUUGGAUGUGACCGUGGAUGUUUCGGUCCUCGUAAAAAUGGUUCUCGGAAAGCAUAGUGGGAAUUGUUCAUGGAUUAUGCCCAAAUGUGUGAUCUGAUAGUUCCUUCAUUAUUAGGUGGUGAAACUGAACAAUAUGAUUAUGUUUGUAAAACUGAUUACAAGUACAUUAACCCUUAAUUGGAUGUUAUCGGUUUUCCGCCUGCCCCCUACCUUAAUUAUUCGUGUGGGGAUAGGGAUUUAGAUAUGAAAUAUAUUCUGUUUUGAGAUCA
Messenger RNA from Erigeron canadensis, 1484 nucleotides. RefSeq names its product serine/threonine/tyrosine-protein kinase HT1-like. The record is from RefSeq and is a predicted model, not a curated record. Lineage: Eukaryota; Viridiplantae; Streptophyta; Magnoliopsida; Asterales; Asteraceae. Gene Ontology annotation, molecular function: protein kinase activity; ATP binding. Bases 196 to 1272 code for a protein of 358 amino acids. The transcript is spliced from 3 exons. Gene Ontology annotation, biological process: protein phosphorylation.